AUGGCCAAAGCUUCCUCAACAGGGCCCGACACCUCUGCGGGCGUGGCCGCUUACUCUUCCAUCUUCCUGAGAUAUCUUUACGAUUACCUCGUCCUCGGCCUGUACUGCUCCUUCGCCUGGCGCUGUCCAGCCCGCCCAACCCUCACCAGCUUCUUCAACUCCCACGUGCGCCCUUCCCCCUCCUCCCCAGCAUCCGCCGAUCCGGGACGCGCGACCACCACUCGCCGCCGCAUCCUCGACAUCGGCGUCGGCACCGGCUACUUCCUCGAGCAAGCCCCGCUUUCCGGCAUCGCGGACGUCUUCCUCGUCGACCUGAACAAGAACUGCCUCGACCGCACCGCGCCGCGCGUGCGCGCCGCCCACCCGCACGUCAACUGCGUGCCCGUGCAAGCCGACUUCCUGCAGCCGGGAGACCGGCUGUCGCCCGAGACGCUGGGCGGGACGUUCGACGCCGUGUCGGCCAUGCUGCUGCUGCACUGCCUGCCCGGCCCGCCGGCGCGCAAGGCUGCGGCGCUGGUAGCGCUGCGGGAUCUAGUGGAGCCCGAGGCUGGCGUGCUGUUCGGCGCGACGAUAUUGGGGGAUAGCGUGGGGCAUGGUGUGAUGGGGAGGUUCUUGAUGAACUGGCACAACUCGGCGGGCAUUUUUGACAAUCGGGCGGAUGAUGCGGAGAGCUUUGUGGGGCCGCUGAAGGAGGCGUUCCGGGACGUGAAGUGGAGGGUUGAGGGGGCUAUGUUGUUGUUUGAGGCGAAGAGUCCUAUUUUCUGA
Molecule: messenger RNA, 765 nt
Organism: Lasiodiplodia theobromae
Lineage: Eukaryota; Fungi; Ascomycota; Dothideomycetes; Botryosphaeriales; Botryosphaeriaceae
Product: Methyltransferase type 12
Exons: 1
Coding region: 1-765 (254 amino acids)
Source: RefSeq, a predicted model, not a curated record